UGUGUCGUCGUUUCAAAACAGCCAAGAUGUCGGCGCUGAGGGCGAGCGGCGUGAAGACGGCGGCGGCGGCUCUCCUGAAGCCCCGCCUGGGCGCCGAGCAGGCCUUGCCGGCCGCUGAAUAUCACAAGAAGGUUGUAGAUCACUAUGAGAACCCUAGAAAUGUUGGUUCUCUGGACAAGACUGCCAAGAAUGUUGGGACUGGCCUUGUGGGAGCUCCAGCUUGUGGAGAUGUCAUGAAACUGCAAGUUGAAGUGGAUGAAGAAGGAAAAAUAGUUGAUGCCCGGUUUAAGACAUUCGGCUGUGGGUCAGCAAUCGCUUCGAGUUCCUUGGCUACCGAAUGGGUGAAAGGGAAGACGGUUGAUGAAGCCUUGAAGAUCAGAAACACAGACAUUGCUAAAGAGCUCUGCCUUCCUCCGGUCAAGCUUCACUGCUCCAUGCUGGCCGAAGAUGCCAUCAAGGCUGCCUUAGCAGAUUACAAACUGAAACAAAACCCAGAGAGCAGCCAGGCAGAGAAGGAUACCGCCAGCGGGUAGCAGGAGCCCUUCGUGGCAAAGCUGAC
Euleptes europaea (tarantolino) is the source of this 559-nucleotide messenger RNA. It is a transcript of the gene ISCU, whose product is annotated as iron-sulfur cluster assembly enzyme. The record is from RefSeq and is a predicted model, not a curated record. Gene Ontology annotation, cellular component: cytoplasm; mitochondrial matrix. The transcript is spliced from 5 exons. Bases 27 to 533 code for a protein of 168 amino acids. Gene Ontology annotation, molecular function: 2 iron, 2 sulfur cluster binding; ferrous iron binding. Lineage: Eukaryota; Metazoa; Chordata; Lepidosauria; Squamata; Sphaerodactylidae. Gene Ontology annotation, biological process: iron-sulfur cluster assembly; intracellular iron ion homeostasis.